AAUGUCAUUGAACAAAGUUUCAGUGUCUUAAAACAAUGCUUUCACAUUCUCCUCUUAUCCCUGGAAUACAAGAUUGAAAUUCAAGCUCAGAUUCCUGUGGCACUAUGCACCCUACAUAAUUUUAUAUGGCUUCAUGACCCAUCCAAGGAUCCUUUACCAUUGAUGAGUAUUGUUGAAGACAAUCCAAGCCAUCAAGGAAAUCCUGUAGCAGCUGAGAGUGGACCAUAUGUCCAAGCUGCUAAUGCAUGCUAUGAUUGCAUUGCAGCACACAUGUGGGAGGAUUAUGAGGCUUACUUAUGUGAGAUGUCAAAGAGCUAG
Suillus subaureus is the source of this 318-nucleotide messenger RNA. RefSeq lists its product as uncharacterized. The record is from RefSeq and is a predicted model, not a curated record. The annotation marks the transcript as partial. NCBI's taxonomy places the organism in Eukaryota, Fungi, Basidiomycota, Agaricomycetes, Boletales, Suillaceae. The transcript has a single exon.